Messenger RNA from Cicer arietinum (chickpea), 1606 nucleotides. NCBI's taxonomy places the organism in Eukaryota, Viridiplantae, Streptophyta, Magnoliopsida, Fabales, Fabaceae. The record is from RefSeq and is a predicted model, not a curated record.
UCUUUCUCUCGUUUUCUCUCUGCAGCUUUGUCUGGUACAACCCAAACAGAGGAGGAAGUGACAUUAAAACUUCUAGUGAACAAAGUCACAAACAAAGUCAUUUUUGCAGAAGCAGAGAAGGACUUCGUUGACGUUCUAUUUAGCUUCUUAACAUUUCCUUUAGGAACUAUUUCUAGACUUCUGGAGAAGGAAUCCAGCAUUGGUCCACUUAGAUUUGGUAGUGUGAACACACUCUAUCAUUCCGUGGAAGAUCUCGACAAAGGGUGUUUUGGGAAACAUGUGAGCAAAGAAAUGUUGUUGCAAACAGCCAACUCAUCACAACAUUAUUGCAGAAAUGUUAAACUUAACAUUGAUGAUUCUGAGCCCACAGAGUACUUCGUUUGUUCCAAGUUUCCUAGUUGUGAUGGAGAUCGUUUGGUCAUUUCCAUAAAUAAACAUAACUGCUGUCACUGUGGGAGUCCCAUGACACGUUCAGUUUUGUUGAAACAUUUCAACGAUGGAUUUGUUAAAGACGGUGCAACUUUUAUUAUUACUGAUGAUUUGACUGUGAUGCCCAACUCUAUGGAUAUUACAAACUUUGGUUUUCUCCAAAACUUUGGAAUAAAAAAUGCAACUUCUGUGAAAGAGAUGACUGUCAGUGUCACUAAAGAAAAGUAUGCAACAGUAAUUGCAGCUGCUAUUCUGGAUUUUGAAUUGCAGCUGCAUUGGCUACAUGUACUGGAUCUGUUGAAGUGUUCAUUGUUUUCAAAAACAGCACUUACACAUUUGUUUUUACGGGAGAAGCAACGAUUCAUAAACUGGUGGAGGGCUUAUCCUUGUCCUGUUGAAGACAAUAGCAAUAGUAAUAUCGAAAUCACUGUGAAGCUUGUUAUAAGAAAAUCAGACGGCAGGUUAUUGUAUGCUCAAGGGGGACAGGAUUUUGCAAAAAUGCUAUUAAGUUUUCUCACCAUUCCUUUGGGAGGAAUUGUACCUUUUUUAAGAGGGAGUUCAUUGGGAAGCAUCAAUACUUUGUACAAAAGUGUAGCAAAUUUGGAUGAGGACGAAUAUUUUGUUUCAGAAGAAGCUAAGGACCGAAUUGUUGAUCCUCAAUUGGCCGGGCAAUACUUUGAUUUAAGCAAGGAUAUAUUAUCAGAUCAGAGAGGUGAGAUUGAGGGUUAUUAUUGUUAUUAUCAACUAAGAAAUUACGAUACAAAAGGUAUUGGUCCCAAUCAGGUUUUCUUAACAGAUCGAUUAAUAAGUAACGAGAAAGAUUGGCGUUACAUGUAUGCUUCAUCAGAUGUAUAUAAUGAAGUUUAUGUUAAGGGUCCAAGAGUCUACGUUGCUACGGAUGACUUGGUCAUUGCACCAUUGUCUCCAAUUUCACUUGUAAGUUUAAUCAACCGUUUUGAGACUCCUUUUGAAGAUCUGAAGGAGAAGGUUGUCACCAUUGGCAUCAAGGAGUAUCGCUGCAUAUUGGAGGCAGCUUUGACCACCCCAACUGCUCUAACAACUGGUCUGACUCACUUGUUAUACCAAUAAGGAGGAGAUAUUGGACAACAGUUAAUUUUUAAUAUGUGUAUUGUUUUCAAGGAAUAUAUGUGAGAGGGGAGUUACUACUAUGAUAACU